AAAAAUAGUAAAGUCAACGCUGACUACUCGACAUAGUCGACAUGCUCAUGAAUUGCCAGUUAGAGUAUGUGCCGAGUGUUAUUUUAUGUGUUGUGUGGCGAGCGCUUUAGAUAAACGCUGACCACCGUUUACUCACAAUGUAUUAAGUUCUUUGUUAUUUUUAAGACAUUAAAACUCUUUAUUUUAUUUUUUUGAACAGUGAACUUUAAAUAGCAGCUAAAUAAAUAUUAUAAAUAUUACUGGUUGAUAAAACUUACUAUUGUUAUAAGUUAUAGUAUUAUAAAUGAUGAAUGUUUUACAUCAACUGUCAAUAUUUCAUCUCGGUCUCCUUUGUCGCAGUGCAGAAAGUUAUUGUAGUUGAAACUUUUUUUAAAAUUAUAUCCAAGUAAUUACAGUACACAACAAUUCUGUGUUUAUUCUAGAUUAAGGAGUAUUUUUUAUCAUUGCUUAGAAAAAUAAUUUCCCUCACCAGGAUUGACAGUUUUUUACUUGUCGACAGGAUGUCUCAUAAUAUUGUCGUUGAUCCUUUUAGUGAAACUCCAUUGGAUUUGGAUGACAUUCAAGAUGAUCAGAAAGAGAAUGGGAUGGACAUUGCGGAAGAAAUAACUGAUGAACUGCCGUAUGCAGUGCCAUUGACACCUGAAGAAGUCAGAUGGUUUUACAAGGACGGCGUUGACAAAAGAUGGAUAGAAUUUUGCGGGUAUGAUAGCCUAAGAAUCGAAAAUGCUUGGAGACUAUGCCAGGGUCAGGAUGCCAAUCAGACAAAUGAAAAUUCAAUAAGUUAUGAAAGAGUUGUUGUCAAAGGUGGGAUGUAUGAUGUUGAAUUAGACAAUAUGAGAUGUGUCUCUAUUUAUUGGCCAGGUGAAGAAUGGGAAAUACUAAGAGCAACGUGGUUUUACGAUGCCAGUUGGAUUCCAUUGGAGAUAGAACACUCGAAAGUUAUAGAGGAGAAUCAUUUAAGACUUUUUGAAAAAAAACAAUCGUCAAGGUCAACACCUGAGGAAAUAGCUCCCUCGCAUUCCUACAAAGUUCUUCACACAGUACAUUUCCCAGAAUUUCAUGUUGAUUGGCAUGCCAUUAAUGAUGUCGCGCUUUAUAGUGAAUACACACCGAGCAAAUUAAUGCGUAGCGUUACCUCUAAACUAGGAUUUACUAAAACAAGUGGAUAUCGCCUGAAGCGCGGUUACAAGGUCUCCUCGACAAUGGAUGAUAAGCCACAUGAUAUUGAUCAUUUGGUAUUCGUUGUCCAUGGCAUUGGUCAGAAACGUGAUACCGGUAAAAUCAUACGAAACACUGCCUCGUUUCGUGAUUGUGUUGACUGGUGCAAGCAGAAAUAUUUUCCUAACUCAUCACAUCGCGUCGAAUUUUUUCCAGUCGAAUGGCGAUCUUCUUUAAAACUCGACGGUGACAUAGUAGAUGCAAUAACUCCGUACAGUGUAAUGAGCAUAAGACAUCUGUUAAACACAUCUGCAAUGGAUAUUCUUUAUUACACAAGCCCAUUGUACGGGGGAGAAGUACGCGCUGGUCUGCAACGUGAGCUGAAUCGUUUGUAUUUCAUGUUUAUAAGCCGGCAUCCCGGAUGGAGUGGAAAGGUAUCAGUGCUGGCUCACUCACUCGGCUGUGUUAUUGUUUAUGACAUCGUUACUGGUUGGAUGGGGCCAGAUACUAGACCACCAUCCCCAGCAGCGCCUGACGUCCUUCUCGUUACAGACGGACUAAAAUUCACAAUAGAAAAUUUAUUUUGCCUUGGCUCACCUUUAUCAGUAUUUUUAGCGUUACGUACAAGAACGCCGGCAAACCCAGGAGACAUAAUGCCCCCGGGAUUGUGUAAAAAGUUUUUCAAUAUUUUUCAUUGGUCUGAUCCAGUUGCUUAUCGAAUGGAGCCAUUACUUGUUAGGAAUUACAGCAAAAUUGAGCCGGUACUUAUUUUGCCUUAUGGUGGUGUCGAUAAUCCAGAUCAACCAUUGUCAUUAGGAAAUGUUGAAUCAAUACCUACGUCAGAUAACGAAGAAAAAGAUGAUAAAGAAGCUGAUAGUCCUACCGAUACCCCUAAUAGAACGGUUGAAAAAGGCUCAUGGAGCUUAUGGGGUCUUGUAAGAGCUGGAUGGAAUACCAAAGAAGGCGCCUCACCUACUCCUGAUGCUAAUAUCAUUAGACCUGAUGAAGAACUAGAACAACGACUUGACUAUGUUUUACGAGCGGGUGGAUUAGGCCGUAAUUAUUUGUAUACAGUAACAGCUCAUACCGCGUAUUGGAGUAAUUAUGACGUUGCCUAUUUUGUAUUAACUAGAUUAUUCCCAAACUUAGAAACUUGAUGUUUGCUUGUCCCUAGCGACACGACUUUUUCUUUAAAUUGCCAUAUGCGUUUACUAGUCGUUUAAAUUAUUAUUUUCAAAUUAAACAGGUCUAUUUAUCAUCUAACGCAUAAGAGACCUCCUACCAAAAAUAAUAAUAAGAAAAACUCGAAAUAUAUUAUUAUUAAAUAAUAAUUAAUAAAAAAUAAAAAA
This is a messenger RNA of Cotesia glomerata, 2507 nucleotides long. Its product is annotated as phospholipase DDHD1-like. The record is from RefSeq and is a predicted model, not a curated record. Gene Ontology annotation, cellular component: cytoplasm. NCBI's taxonomy places the organism in Eukaryota, Metazoa, Arthropoda, Insecta, Hymenoptera, Braconidae. The transcript has 9 exons. Gene Ontology annotation, molecular function: metal ion binding; glycerophospholipase activity. Bases 501 to 2315 code for a protein of 604 amino acids.